CAGAGCAGCAUUGACCAACUGAGUCCCAACCAGGGACAGACAGGUUUAGCGACAUCCCCUGUCCCCGCCGCGCACCGCAGCAGGACCCGGACUCUGACAAAAGGAGGGAAAAAACUGCUCUUCUUGUUCUUAUUUGAAGCUCUGCUCCAACCAUAGAAGCGCUUUUAACAGGGAACUUUGGUCCUCUGAGCUGCGGUCACAGGAGCAUGAGAGCCCGGCGCGUGGAGAAGCACAUCCAGCCUAAACUUUACAAGUCUCUGUUUCAAUAAGAAGCUGAAAACUAAACAAUUUUUAAUGGACUAAAACCAUUUUUUAAUCAAAAUUUUAUCAGUGACUGGUAUUAAAAAGAGCAGAAAAGCAGAACAGAAGACGUGGAUGUAUUUGUAGUCAUGGAUGUAACAGUUUACCCUCCUCCUCCUCAGCCUCUGUCCGCCUCAGACCCCUCCAGGCUGGGGCAGCUCUCCUACCCUGACCCGGCUUUUGGGACCAACAAGCUGGAUGGGGACACCAUGUUCCUGGGUAUGCCAGAAGCAGGCCUCGACUUCCCCUCCACCAAUCAGUUUCGUGUGCCGCAGCCCCCACACCCGCUCAGCAAGGUGACGCCACAGAACCCGGCAUCACAGCAGUGGCGGAGGGACCCUCACAUGGCCGACGGUCAUCGUCUGCCCUGGUCGUAUUCGAUGAACGGCUUCAGUGAUGAGGAUUUCAACAUCCCACCCAUAACUCCACCAACUUUGCCAGACCACAUGCUGCCCCCUCACCUUCCCCAUGAUGCGUCCCCCAGACAAUAUCAGUCCAUGGAGCCCCCGCCCACCUCGGCUGCUAACCACCCCUACCAGCUGCAGGGCAUGGACCUGCCCGGCGUUUCUGUGGGCCAGGAUGGAGCCGCUGGGCUGAACCGCGACAGAGAGUCGUUCAGCCCGGAUGGCGGACCCAUGACCAGUACUCUCUCUGUGAUGCAGCAGAUGGUGAACUCCGAUUCUCGAUUUACCAGCAGCCAGCAGCCAAUCAAAGCAGCACUUGGACCAAGGAGCCAAUCAGGCUUGAGCCAACAGAACCAGCUGUCCACUAUCAACCAAUCUCAGCUGGGGCUAAAUGGGAACCCUGCUACCCAUAAUUCCCCUUCACCUCCUGGAAGUAAAUCCACCACGCCGUCCCCUCCCAGCUCAGCCCAUGAGGAUGACAACGAUGAUGGAGUCAGGGGAGAAAAGCGGCCUGCUGCAGUGGACAUCUCAAAGAAACCCAAAACACCAAAGAAGAAGAAGCGAAAGGAUCCCAACGAGCCAGUGAAGCCGGUGUCAGCCUACGCCUUGUUCUUCAGGGACACUCAGGCCAACAUCAAGGCUCAAAACCCCAACGCCACCUUCGGAGAGGUCUCAAAGAUCGUGGCCUCCAUGUGGGAUGGCCUGGGAGAGGAACAGAAACAGGUGUACAAGAAAAGGACAGAAACAGCCAAGAAGGAAUAUCUGAAGCAACUGGCUGCCUACAGAGCAAGUCUGGUCUCACAGAGUUAUAAUGACCCAUCGGAGAUGAAAGCCCCUCACUCUGCCUCCAACUCUUCCCCCUCUCCUACCUCAAUGUUCACACCCAAACCUUCAGUUUAUCCUGGUCACCCAGGUCAGCACUCCUCCCCCGGCUCAAUCACCCACUCUCACUCUCUCCCUCCCCACCAGCACCCAGGCAUGUACAUGCAGUACACCCACCCGUCACACCCUUCCCACUGCUCAAGCCCCGGGCUCGGCCCGCACAUACCCCCUGGUCACCACCAGAUCCAUCCCCAGCUGCAGGCUCUGUCCUCCAGGGGGACAGUGCCACGGGCCAGCGUCCCCCAUCAGGGAGCCCUGUCCCUCAGCAAUGUGGCAGCGGCGUCCACCCCUCCUCUCCAGGUCAGCCCUCCUCUUCACAGUCAGGCGCAUCUGGGAGGGCUGCACAGCCCGCACCACCAGCACCAGCAUCUCAGCGGGCAUUCUCUGGGAAUGACACACUCCCCUGCCAUCACACAGGUCAGACAUGCUAAAUAUUUCAUUUUAAAGCUUUGUUAAAACAACACAGUUUUU
This is a messenger RNA of Cyprinodon variegatus (sheepshead minnow), 2057 nucleotides long. RefSeq names its product thymocyte selection associated high mobility group box (gene tox). Gene Ontology annotation, molecular function: chromatin DNA binding. The transcript is spliced from 8 exons. NCBI's taxonomy places the organism in Eukaryota, Metazoa, Chordata, Actinopteri, Cyprinodontiformes, Cyprinodontidae. Gene Ontology annotation, biological process: leukocyte differentiation; regulation of transcription by RNA polymerase II. The record is from RefSeq and is a predicted model, not a curated record. Gene Ontology annotation, cellular component: nucleus. The coding region runs from base 390 to 2042 and encodes 550 amino acids.